Vidua chalybeata is the source of this 9361-nucleotide messenger RNA. It is a transcript of the gene SLC49A4, whose product is annotated as solute carrier family 49 member 4. Gene Ontology annotation, cellular component: membrane; intracellular membrane-bounded organelle. NCBI's taxonomy places the organism in Eukaryota, Metazoa, Chordata, Aves, Passeriformes, Viduidae. Bases 313 to 1737 code for a protein of 474 amino acids. The transcript has 9 exons. The record is from RefSeq and is a predicted model, not a curated record.
GCUCCUGCCCCAGGCUCUUCUCCCCCGCUCCCCGCGGGGUGACGGCCCGGUGCUCUCCCCGUUCCGCACGCCCCCGCUGCCCGCCGGCGCGGCUCCCUCCCCGCGGGCGGCGGGCCCGGCUUUCCUCCGCGGCGCCGUUUCCCUCCUCCCCUCGCCGGCGGAGGAAGGAGGCGGCCGCCGGCCCUCCCCGACCGCGCAUGCGGCAGUGCCGGGCCGGGGCAGCGCUGCCGCGCUCGGGGGCUGAAGUGUGGGUGUCCCUUCCCCCGGCCCCGUCCCCUCCUCCCCUGCGGGCCCCCGGCAGCGCCCCCGCAGAUGGGCUUGGGCUGGAGCAGCGCGGAGGAGCGGCGGCCCCUUCUGCCGCCGCCGCCGCAGCAGCCGCGGCCGCAGCCGCGGGGGCCGGCGGGGGUCCCGGCGGGGCUGCUGCCGCCGCUGUCGGGCCGCGUGUACGGGCGGCGGUGGCUGGUGCUGCUGCUGUUCUCGCUGCUGGGCUUCGCGCAGGGCCUCGUGUGGAACACCUGGGGCCCUAUCCAGAACUCGGCCCGCCUGGCCUUCGGCUUCAGCGGCUGGGACAUCGCCCUGCUCGUCUUCUGGGGGCCCAUCGGCUUCGCGCCCUGCUUCUUCUUCAUGUGGCUCAUGGACAAGAAGGGUCUGAGGGUAACAGUGUUACUAACAUCAUCCCUCAUGGUAUUGGGAGCUGGCCUGAGAUGUGUUCCAGUUUCAGACCUAGAAAUUAGGAAAAAGCUGAUCCACGGCGGGCAGCUGCUGAACGGGCUGGCGGGGCCCACGGUGAUGAACGCGGCUCCCUUCCUUUCCACCACGUGGUUCUCCCCGGACGAGCGCGCCACGGCCACGGCCAUCGCCUCGCUGCUCAACUACCUGGGCUCUGCCGCCGCCUUCCUGGUGGGGCCGCUGGUGGUGCCGCCUCCCAACGGCACGGCUCAGCUGCUGGCCCUCGGCAGCGCCCAGCACAUCAAGGACCGCAUCGAGGCCGUGCUCUAUGCAGAAUUUGGAAUGGUUUCCCUGAUAUUUUCUGCAGCGUUGGCCUACUUCCCCUCGCGCCCUCCAUUCCCCCCCAGUGUGGCUGCAGCGAGCCAGCGGCUCAGCUACAGGAGAAGUUUUUGCAGACUCUUAAGCAAUUUCCGAUUUUUGAUGAUUGCUUUGGCCUAUGCAAUACCACUGGGUGUUUUCUCUGGCUGGUCUGGUGUUCUGGAUUUGAUAUUAACACCCAUUCAUGUAAGCCAGGUGGAUGCAGGCUGGAUUGGAUUUUGGUCUAUAGUUGGAGGUUGUGUUGUUGGCAUAGCAAUGGCAAGAUUUGCAGAUUUUAUCAGGGGCAUGCUGAAGUUCAUACUGCUUCUGCUUUUAUCUGGAGCAACAUUAGCAUCGACCUGGUUCACUCUCACCUGUCUAACUACUGUCACUCAUCUGCCUUUAACCACAGCUACACUGUACACAUCCUGCAUUUUGCUGGGUAUAUUCCUCAACAGCAGCGUACCAAUAUUCUUUGAGCUCUUUGUGGAGACAGUCUACCCUGUUCCAGAAGGAAUAAGCUGUGGAGUUGUCACCUUUUUGAGUAAUGUGUUCAUGGGAGUGCUUUUGUUUUUCCUCACAUUUUACCAUACAGAGUUUUCCUGGUUCAACUGGUGCCUGCCAGGGUCGUGUCUGCUCAGCCUGCUCCUCAUCCUGUGCUUCCGCGAGUCCUACGACAGACUCUAUCUCGACGUUGUCGUCUCCGUGUGAUCACCCUGCACUGGUGAGGGCUCGGAAGAGACUGGAAGUCGGCUUUGCAGUCUGCACAUCUGCCUGGAUUUGCUCAGCUGAACAGCAGAAAAACAAAGAAAUUUCAAGACUUAAUCAUGGCUUUAUUUAGAGAGGGUGAGGGAUGGGUCGUUCUUACAUUCAAGACCAUCUUGAUUUGCCAUAAAUGUGGAACUGGAGUGGUGAUGGUGACACCAAAAUGCACAGAGAAUCUCUCUGCUGUCCAGGUCCCUGUGCAGGGCUGGGGCUCUCUGUUGAAGAGGCUGUUGAUGUAGCAGUGAGGUGUAUGUUGUGUGUGUGCGUGUGCCUGUGUGCUGACUCACGGUUACACACACCAGGGUACCAGUAAACUUCAGAGUCUUCUAUCAGAAUGAAAAUAGGGAAUAAUCUUAACAAAAGGAAAAAAAAUAAGAAAGCAAAAAUCUUUUCAAGAUCUCUUUAAAAUAACUAGUAAUUUUUAUAUUGAAUGCUCAUUAAACAGUUAAGCUAAAAUGAUUUGGUGCUUGUACACUACAUUUACAUUCUAAUAAAGUGGGUUCUGAUAUAAGACACUGGUACCAGGGUUUUUAGCCAUACUAAAUAUCCCAAAUGAUCCUUGCAGUGUUAUUAGAAGUGUUUGUUACCACCCUGGAGCACAAGUAAAGAAUAGCUUUAGCUGCCACUGAAUCCCAACCUGCACCCACAGUCAUUUCUGAAAUGUCACCGUGGUUCCAUAUGUCCUGAAUAUGGAGCAUCUGUGGUGUACUGGAGUGUCACUCUAGGUAAAUGUUGCUGUUCUAAAGGCCACCACUGUGUCACCUUUCCAUCCUCCAUCUCCAGUACUGCCUUUUUUUACUGUUUGUGCCACUGAAUACUGUGGGUGUGGACGUCUGAGUCCUGCUAGUUCUCUCCUGAUACUCUAAGGUGUGUGUGGUUUUAGGAUUAGUUUAUGACUGAGGGUGCCUAAACAAUAUUGCUUGUAACCCAAGACUAGAGAAAUCACUGUUUCCUAAAAAAACCUUUCUAGUUGAGGAGGUGCAUAGAUGGCGAAAUGACAAUGAGUUUGACAAUGAGUAACUCACAAGUUCUGGCAUAAUAUGGGACAUUAAUGCCAGCUCUUUUUAUCAGUACUAAUCUGUGGUCAUUCUGGCCCUUACUUGAACAUAAAUAUUAAAGACACUUUGAAUAGUUUUUUAACUCAAUUUUUAAACCUGCUAAUGAUUUCUUAAUUAUAUUCUUAGAUUUCAGUUCAGCAUAAUUUAAAAUAUUUCUGUAUGUGUGUGUGUGUGUGUGUGUUCUGUGCUUUGUGUUACGGGGACGUGUUUGUGUGUAUGGGGGCGUGCUUAUUUAUAUCAAUGUAUACACAAAUAAAACUUAUAUAUAUAAGAGAUACAUAUAUAUAUAUAUAUAUAUAUAUAUAUAUAUAUAUAUAUAUAUAUAUAUAUAUAUAUAUAUAAAAGCUGUGCAAGGGUAUGUGUUUCCCUAGGUUUACUCCAGGUGGUCCUGUCUGGGGAAGGUGAUGUGCCCUUGUUUGUAACCAAGCCAGUCACUGCCGUGAGUGGGAAUGCGUUGUGCAUGGUCUGCGACAGGGAUUCUUGGCAGGGAAUGAUUUCCUGUCGUGGCAGUUCUCUGGCAGGGGGUGGGUGCACGUGUUGGAGGAGGCUCUGCAUCUCUAGAAGUUGAAUCAAGCACCCUCUGCUCCUGUGUGGGGCUCUUCUUUGCCCCUGGGGCGACACCAACACGGUAAGCUCACUCAAAUAAACCCAGAACUACCUUUCAGACAUGGAUCUGUUCCUUCUGCCUGCUCUCCUUUUUCAGAAAGAAUACACCUCUAAGACUUAACUCAGGAGUGUAUCUGUGCAGUAAAAUAAAAGAAGCUGUUCCCUGGUUUUAUGUUUUCAGAGCAAUUGAUGUACUUACUGUAGUAACUGAAAAUGGAUUUAGCUCAUUACCUGUAUCAGCUCUAAAUAGUCUUUCAUGUCUUGAAGCAGGCUCUUUGUGGUAGUGGAGCUAACCUGCAUAGGGAAAAUUAAAUCAGUCCAACCAGCACAUUCAGAUCCACUGGCAUCAUCCCUUACUUUUUAGAUGAGUGGUGUUAACUGUCCAGAUUCUUUUUACUACGUUUUAGUGCCUGGAUUAGUUUCAGUAUCCAGUAGCUGCUGCUACCUAUUGUCUUCUGAAACCAAGGAUCGUUUGCCAAGAGUCUGGAGUUGCAUUGUCAUGGCAGAACUGCAAGCUGGGAUGGCUCUUCAGAGCUCUGUUUCUGCAAUUUACUGUAGCUAUAUAAAGAUUAAAAUUCCUCAGCUCAGGCACUGUCCUGAGUGACAGAGAUUUCUAAUUCUUUCACUGUCCUGACUAUUUUAAGAUGGUGAAGCAAUUUACACAGUAUUCGGACUAUAACCUAUUCUUCCUCUGUUCCAGAAGGCAUCAAACAAUUCAAAAUAUUUGUCAGUGCUUCCAGAUGCAGGCUUUCUGUAGUCAGGGGAGAAGAGUGACCCUCUUGUUUUAAACCCUGUUGAUUGUUUUUCUGAGUCAGUGUGAAUGGCUCAGUGUGACUCUGAUGCUUUGGUAUCUGUUUCUCUGUGUGGUGGGUUGACUGUGGGUGCACACCACAUGCCCACCAAAGCCACUCUGUCAUUGCCCUCCUCAGCUGGGCAGGGGAGAGAAAAUAUAAUGGAAAGCUCAUGAGUUGAGGUAAGAACAGGGAGAGGUCACUCACCAGUGAACAUCAUGGGCAAGACAGACUCAACUUGGGGAAACUAGUUUAGUUUACUAGCAGUCAUAUCACAGUAGGAUAAUGAGAAAUAAAACCUAAUCUUGAAAACACUUUUCCCCCAUCCCUCCCUUCUUUCCAAGCUUAACUUUACUUUCGGUUUUCUCUCCCCCCUCCCCUCAGCAGCACACGGGGACAGGGAAAGGGGGCUGUGGUCAGACCAUCACACAUCUCAUCCCCUGAGGACUCCUCACAUUCUUCCCCUGCUCCAGCAUGGGGUCCCUCCCAGGGGAGACAAUCCUCCACGCUCCACGAAUUUCUCCAUUGUGGGCAGAGAGCUUCAGGAGCAAUCCUGCCAGCAAACCUGCUCCAGCCUGGGCUCCUCUCUCCAUCGUGCCACAGGUCCUGCCAGGCGUCUGCUCCAGCAGACAGCCUCCUUUGGGCGUCCAGCUGCACAGCACGGGGUUCUCACAGGCUGCAGGUGGAUCUCUGCUCCAUGGGCUGCAGGGGAGUCUCUGCUCCUCAUGGGCUGAAGGGGCACAGCUGCCUCACCGUGGUCUGCACCACAGGCUGCAGGGGAGUCUCUGCUCUGGGGCCUGGAGCCGCUCCUGCCCCUCCCUCUGCACUGACCUGGGUACCUACAGAGUUACUCCUCUCUGCAGCUUUGCAGUAACUUCCUUUCCCUUCUUAAUCUGUGAUCCAGAGGUGUUAUCACCGUGGCUGAUGGUUCAGCCUUGGCCAGUGCCAGUGCUCCAUUUGGAGCCUGGCUGGUGUUGGCUCUGUCACUCACAGGGAAGCUCUCAGCUGCUUCUCAUGGACACCAUCCCUGCAGCCCCUCACUGCCAAAGCCUUGCCAUGCAGAGCCCAUGCCCUGUGUGUGCCUGGCACUGCAGCGUGGUCUGAGUUACAGCCAUCAGUGCCUCUGCACUAAAGCAGGGCCCUUCUCCAGGGCUGGGCAGCCCAGCCAGGCCCUGCUGGAAACCUGCACGGGAUUCACAGGCACCACUCUGCAGUCAGGGCUCAACCUGAGUUCUCAGCAACUCUGAUGUUGAAAGUCGAAGGAUUGCUCCCAAAUUACUUGAAGUUGUGCAGGACAUGGCUGCAUUCCACAGCAUACAGUGUUCAGGCUUAGGAUUUUAUUAGAUUAGCAAGUCUGGCUCAGGAUGGAGGUGAGGAUUUUAAAAGUGCUUGCUGAGAUCUCUGAAAAACAUUUUAUCCCUAUCUGUGCUCCACACAGCUCCUAUCUGUGGGGACCAACCCAUUUCAUGUCAGUAACACACCUCAACCCAUAGAAAUAUUUUUUGGAUAGGCAUUACUGCUUGGUCUACCUUUGUUUGGAUUUAGCAAGAGUCCAAGCUGCCAAGCUACCUGCACUUCAUUGGAAGUUUGAGUUUGAAGCACAGGGAGAGCCCUUAGCAGUGCAGAUGCAAUUAGCAGUAGUGAAGAAUAGGCUCAAAACAGUUAAUGUUUUUUUAAUAAUGAAAGUUCGAAGUCUCUCUGACUUGGACCAGUGAGAGCAUUGGCUGCUGCGUGGCCUGUGACUUGCCAGCAGAGGAAGGCGCCCUGAGAAGCCCUGGAAUAUUCUUCUCUUUGUGGCCUGUAAGUUCACAGCCCUGAGGAACCUGUUCCCCAGCAGUGCCGAGCCCCUAACACAGGUAAUGGUGCUGUGGUUUGUGUUGGGAGUGCUGGGAGGGUUGCUCCAUGGUGAUCACUCUCUCCUAAUGGUUCAUUGCAAACACAGGCUGUCCUCAGGUUUGUUUGGCUCAGUAACACCCUCGGUUCAGCUUCCAGUGCUGCUGGCUCUCCUUCUCCUGAGCUCUGGAGCUGUGCAAGCUCCCAUGCUGCUCAUGGGGAGGCUCAGGAUUAGAAAAUGCAGGCUCCACUUACAGCACUGGUUCCUGUGUCUGGUCACUGCUGUUAUUCAAUGAUUUCCUCUGGCAUCCUUUGCCCUCCCUUGGGACUGCCUGCUCCCCUGAGCUGGAGGUGUGGAGAAGAGCUUCCUUGCUUCCAGAGCAAUUUUACAGGAAAAGGUUGGCUGACCAUGUACUUAAUGUACAUAAGAAUAAGGAUCUUUUUUUUAGAAAAUCAUGCCAUUUGGAAUAAAGUGCAGACCCAAAGGAUUCUGCACAUACCAUGAACAGGUAUCUGUUACAAACAGACUGAAACCUAUGAUUUUAGCUCCCACAGCUGGAGAGGCCAAGCAGAUGGGCACCCUGUGUAUCAGGUAUUCAGCAUCACAGUUAUUCCCAACCAUCUGACAGAGUUUAAAGGAGUGGAAAUGAGAUGUCUUGAAUCUUGGAGUGGGAAUGAGAUGUCUUGAAAACUCCAGACUCUGUCAGUGUUUGUAAUGGUAACUUGGGGAAAGCAACAGGUUGGAUUGAGUAACAAGAAGUGCCCAAUUCCAGGGGACAUUUCAGCACCAAAAUAUUCCAUUGGACUGAUGAAGUCCAUAUGCAAUUUGAAAUUUCGUGGUGACAGGGAUGUUAAUGCUGGGCUUGUUCUACAGUAAACUGAGCAAGUGACUGCAUGGCCUUGCACUGCAACAUAAACAAGCUGCAUUGAUUGAUUUGCAUGUAUUGGCUGUUACAAGAAAGGGAAAUGUGAUUUAAUUGUCAGGAGUGACUUAAAUAUGAAUGGGAAUUACACAGUUUGCACAGUGGAUAUAAGUGCUCUGUAAUGGUGUGACAACAGGGCUCUAAUUGUUCAUUUCUUUUGUUGGGUCACUUACAAAUUAGUAAGUAUCUCUGACAAAGGCAUUUUUAUGUUUCAUUAGUUUUGAGGAGGUUCCUUUUAUACUAUAAGUACAGACCAUUGUAAUAAUUUGGCAAGACAACUGCUACACCGUGUGGAAACCUACACCAAUUCUGGGUAUUGAUUUGGUAUUUGAUGUUGGUGCUGCCAUUCUCAGGGUUGUUAAAGCACCACAUGGCAAGAGCAGGGAUGUGGGGUGUGCAAGGAGCUGUGUGUGUGGAUGCACAGUUGUGCAAGGGCAGAUGCCAACCCUGCCAAAACACACAAGAACUUUGUCACUUUCCAUGGGUGCCAGCAUUCCAGCUGUGGGGGGAGAAGAAGGAAAUGCUGCCUUGUGGCUGCUGCCUCCUUUCCAUCAGGGAGACAGCCAGGCAGCCUCCAGGUUCCCUGCUUCACGUGAGGGGAUCAUCACCAUCAACACAGACUCCAUCUCCUCCCUGCAGCCGUGACUGCUGCGAGGUGGGUUGUGGGUGGCACAGGAAUAUCUGCCUUGCUUCCUCCAGGAGUGUCACUUCAGCUGGCAGAGAAUUGCCCCAGAGCAGGCACAGCCACGGUGAAGUCAGAAAAAGAUGUCAAUCUGCUCACAAUUUUUGCAGUUUGUGUUUCAAGACAGAUGAAACUAAUAAAUAAAGGAAGAAAUGUAACUCUGUCCAAAGUUUUGACAAGCAAAAGCAAAUAUUUGCACAGAUGUGCUGGCUGCUGCCAGUUACUUGGGAUUGCAAUGUUUUUGGAUCAAUUUAUACCCCCUGCAGCCCCAGCACUGUUUCUUCACUGCUCAGGCCCAGCAGCACCGUGGGAAGCUUCAAGCCCUGGUGGAGGGCAGGGACUGCAGCACAGAGGGAGAAGGGAAGGGCUGAGCCAGCAUGCCCAGGAGGGGGGAUGUUGGGCAUUUGGGCUAUUUGCACAGGAGGGGUGUCUACUUCAGCCCAGGUGUUUCAGAACCUCAUUUUUUCCUUCCUCAAGGAUGAGUUUUUGACCUUAAUUUUCUGUUUGUGAUGAGAUUUGUGCCACAGGGACAGGGACAGCUAUGGUGGUGGCACACAGUGUAGAGGUGCUGGUUUUCCAAGGUGCAGCAGGGAAGGCAGGUGGGACUUGCUCUCUGCAAUAACAGCUUUUCUCUGCAAGGUCUCUCUCCCCAGUGGCUUCCUCCAUGUGAUUUAUCCUUUUGUUGCAUCUGGACAGACUCACUGCACUCACUUUGCAUUGCUACAUGAAGACAAUACCAGCAGCAAAACCUCUUUUCUUUGCGGGAAGAUUUUCCCUUCAGGCUGAGGCCACUUCUCCAACCUUAGUCCACAUGUUUGUCAAAGCCACAACAACCCCAAGCUCAUGUUUUUCUUCACAGAGGGGAUGUGCAGGUUUGUGUGGGACAUGUCAGGGGGCUUGGGGAAGGGCUGCUUGGAGCUUGGGGGGCCCACCCAUGCCAGGGGAGGGGGAUGCUCCAUGUCCCUCCCCAGCAGGGACACCCUGAAUGUGCAAUAUAAACUAGAGUUGUGUUCCCUGACCCCUCCCUGCCCACAGCUCUUCUGUGUGCUCUGACCUUUCUGCUGUCACCUGGGCUGAGCCAGCCCAGCAGAGCUGCAGGGUGUCCCCAUGGGCAGUUUGCCAUCAGCUCCUGCUCCCAUGGGACAAUGAUGCAUUUUCCAGAUAUAUUUCUUUUAUCUGCUUAUGAUAUUUGCUAGAUUAAAAUCUCUUUUUCCCUACCAUGUUUAAUGUCUUCCGCUGUGCAUUUUAGAAAGAAGUACUUGAUAAGGUCAUAAAAAACAGCUUUUAAUUAUGGGACACACCUAAGAGUUGGGGUUUUUUGAACUGCAUGAACAUAUGGAAAAGGAAGAGGGGUUUACAUGUUGGAGAGCAUCUUUGUAAACUAUCCUCAACUUGUAAGACUGUUCAGUUUUACUGGAGUUUAUAUGCAUUUUACUUUUGUAAUUUUUUAAGUGAUUUGAUAGAAUUUUAUUUUAGGGCAAAUUCUACAUUUUGUAUGCAAUAUCCCAAUGUGGUGUAUUUUUAUUUUUGAGAAAAUAAUGUUGAAACCACUAUAUACUUGUCAAUGUAACAUAUCCACUGUGUAAUUUCUAUUUAAAACUGGACUCUGACCAUGAAGUGCGUGUUAUUUUACGUACUGGUUGUUGCACAUUAAAGAGGUUACUCAGUUUGCUGCCA